Messenger RNA from Ruditapes philippinarum (Manila clam), 4117 nucleotides. RefSeq names its product rho GTPase-activating protein syd-1-like. Gene Ontology annotation, molecular function: protein binding. The coding region runs from base 323 to 3478 and encodes 1051 amino acids. The record is from RefSeq and is a predicted model, not a curated record. Gene Ontology annotation, biological process: signal transduction. NCBI's taxonomy places the organism in Eukaryota, Metazoa, Mollusca, Bivalvia, Venerida, Veneridae. The transcript has 5 exons.
UAAGCGCCUGGAAAUCCGAAUAAUGAAAGUGUGUUGUUCGUUUUCAACUACUUACGAGAGGUCGUAUAUUACUUUUACCCUUUUUUCAGAACAAACGUGUCUAAAUUUAGAAUAUAACUGUCGGCUGCUGAUCACUAUUGAUUAUCGGGUGGGUCGCGCGCUGUAACUCGGUGUAAAAGCACCUUAAUAACUUUGAAGGGAAACGGAGUCUGUUUUGAGCGUGAUAUUGAUCGAGAAGCGUGAUUAAUUUAAUUCUGUCUCCCAGCAAGCACAAAUACGUCUGCUCAAAAUAUCUUCUGCUACAUUUCAGGAAGAAGAGUCCAUGGCACAGGGGCCUGGUCGUCAGAACGCGGGCAGGCACAGACAUUCUUCACAGCAGGUCAGAGCGAGCAGACGAUCUUUGAGCGCAGAAAGCAGGCCAUACAAAUACGCGACUUAUGUGUCAGAACGCGCUCAGUCAUCGGCUGGCGAAAUAACUGCAGACGAGUCACCGCUGAGACAACCAGGUAGCGAGGAAGAGUUCCAAUCUAGUUAUGGUGCUAAAAACAGGACUUCCAAUCGCAGUGGAGCCCCGGAAAUGGGCAUAAAAACUAUAGAAAUGGAAAAUUCAUCAGUGAUUCAAACAGUGGAAAUAUUUAAACGUCCUGGUCAGACCCUUGGAUUUUAUAUUCGCGAGGGAAAUGGUCAGGAUCGACAGGAAGGUGUGUUUAUUUCUCGUAUUCAAGCAGGAACAGUUGCCGAAAGUAAUGGAUUAUUACACAUUGGUGACGAGAUUAUUUCUGUCAAUACAGUGGAGGUGGGUAAAAUGUCUCUUGACGAUGUUGUUAUACUUAUGUCUAUUCCUAGAAAAUUGAUACUUAAAAUUAGAUCUAAGAAAAAUUGUAAUAAGAAAAAUGUGUCGUGUCCAUCGUUAGCGGUUACAGAAAGAGAUGAACCGCCCGUGGUUGUGUUAAAAAGGGGGCAUGUUCGGGCGAACUCGGACACUCAGUUAGAAAUGACCGAGAAGAUGCCGAACAUGUUCGAACCUUCGCCUCAUUUAGAUACGGAUUAUUUAGGGAAACGUUUAAGUCGCCAAGAACGCUCUACCUCUCAAUAUGCUAGUAUUUUCAUAUCUCCUCAUAAAGCCGAGGCUAAAUUGCUAACUGUUGAUGAUAACAAUAGUGACCAUUCUAGUGAAGGUUCAUUACCGCGCAGUAUAGAUUCAGGCAGCAAAGAACAUUAUGCGGGGCAUCGUGGAUACAGUACUACGAUGGUCCCCCCUGAAGAUCCAUACGGCUACCUCGCUCCAAGCUCAUUACCUACGUACACACUGCCACAGAGUGAUUCAUUAGAGCGCGAAUAUGGUCGAAUGUUCUAUAAGGAACAGCAGACACAACAAAAAUAUUUACCAACUCACCAAAGAUCGCCUUCAAAAGGCAGUUCAAUAUCUCAAACCCCUGCUCGAACUCGGUACUACAGUUCGGACAGUGACCGUGGUGCGUACAGCGACACCUAUCAAGCGUUGUCCGAGUGUGGGUACGGGUCUAGAAGUAACUAUAGCGACAAUGCAAGACGUUAUAUAGGUGGCUUCAGGGAAAUGAUACAUUCCAAAGCAAAAUACGGUGGAAAAGCUCCACGUCCGAGAUCUCCCGAGUGUUAUAAUUCAGAUUCUGAGGUUCUGUACACGAGCCCAAGCGGCGGUGCUCUCGCGGCGGACGCUAGGGGGUUCGCUUCGGAUUAUGAAACGUACGCAGGCGCAAUGAGCGACGAAGAUCCAGUGUAUGCUGUCCCCAAACCGAUCUCAACAAGUAGUAGCCAAGAACUUCAGCUACUCCUCCGGAAAUUCAAUACUCUUUCCCACGAGCUGCAAGCCGAGCAAAACCGGUUGCAGCAGCAGCUUACGGCAAGGGACCGGCCAACAGGUGCUAUAGGGUAUUCUCGUGCUGAAGGCUACUGUUCGGAUGAAUAUGGUACUAUCUACUCCUCGCCAAGUAGCAGCUAUGCCACUAAAUCUCUUUCCCCCGUGCCAAACCGGAAAGUGGCCGCUGCGACGCAAACGCCAUCGCACGUGAAACUCCUUCGGAAACAUAGCGCUGACUGUCUGCUGUCGUACAAAACAUAUCAAAUGGAGGACCCAUAUGCUACGAUAGAACCCCCCCUCACUCAGGAAGCGAGAUACUCAAAGCCACAUAUGCAUUCUUCAUCGAAGGGGCCGAAAGCGCCCCCUACCACAUCUACCUCAAUUAAUACAGCGUCAAACGCUGAAUCUAGUAAAGCUAUAGACACUAAUGGUAAAACUAUAACUCGAACUUCUGCCAGUAGGUUCAGAGAUUUGCAAUUAGCUAAGCGACCAUUGCAGAUCGCGUAUGGUGAUUUUGAUUGUUAUAAGAUUGAUCUUAAGAAGCGAAACGAGUUCGCCCGUUCGAACGGGCAUGAUGGAAUUCUGUGUGUGCACGUGUUAUGUGGCCAAGGUUUAAAGUGCGCUAAGAUGACAUUACGGGAUCUAUAUUGUGUUUUGUCUAUAGAUUCUAUUAAUAAAGCUAGAACAAUGAUACGGACGGGUGCAGUCAAUUUUGACUGGGACGAAGCUUUCGAUAUUGACCUCGAAAAUGCUAGAGACGUGUCUUUCUUAAUUUAUAAUUGGGAUCCUAAUUAUAAACAUAGGUUGUGUUUUCAUGGUUCUAUAUUUUUACCCGGAUUUAUAGACCCUGGAAGAAAGAAAAAAAUAGCUCUUAAAAUGGAACCCAAAGGACUUCUUUACCUCACCCUCCUCUAUAAAGAACCCAAAGAAAUACUACAACGAUUACCGUCUGUUAAAAGUGACGGGGUGUUUGGUGUUGAUAUAGAUACUGUUAUAAAACGGGGUCAAGGAAGUGCAAAUGUCCCUCUCUUGGUUGUGAAAAGUAUAGAAGAAAUAGAACGCCGCGGUUUAGAAGUAGUUGGUAUAUACAGACUUUGUGGCUCGUCGCGCAGAAAAGCACAACUCCGUGAAGUUUUUGAAAAGAAUUCUUCAACGGUGGACCUUUCUCCGGAUAAUGUUUCUGAUAUACACGUUAUAACUGGUGUUCUCAAAGACUACUUCCGGGAGUUACCUGAACCACUUGUGACGAACGCUCUCUAUCAGAUGAUGCUUGAUGCUCUAAGCGUACGCCUUCCGAGUGACCCAGAUGGGAGUGCAAAACUCAUGCUUAGCAUACUAGAGUGCCUUCCAAAAUCCAAUCAGGAGACGAUGUCCUUGGUGCUCAACCAUCUGCAUGAAGUGGCGUCACAUAGCGACAAGAACAAGAUGGGGCUUGAACAGCUGGCAGUGUGUCUGGGUCCAGUCCUGCUCUGUCCUUCAUCCGUCGGGUCCGACGACGAGACACUAGAAUACAGUAAACAUAUUGAGGUCCUGAAAUAUCUGCUAGAAAUAUGGGGUAGUAGAAAUAAUGAUGGGUCAAAGCCAACAAGCACACCUUCCUCCCAGAAAUCUGCCAGUCCGACAGUUAACACCAGUUGACGAACAACAUGUGUUUAGAAUAUAUUUCAGCGUCUGUUCCAUCUAUAUUUAAAACGGAAAACUACAGACAUAUAGGUUGUUUUGCAAACUCUUAAAUAAAAUCAUGUCUUUUGAUGGACAACACAAUUAAGAUAGAACUGAACUGAAAUGAGCUGGACUGAAUCGAACUGAAUUGGAUUGGAAGAGCUGUAUGAUUCUAUUUCAAAAUUGGACAAUGGCUGAAAAAUAGUUCGUUGAUAAUUCUUUAAGAAAUCUCAUAAUAAACAAAGGUUUAAAGGAUGAUUUUAAAAGCAUAGAGAAUGCGACUGUUUGACUUAUCGUCUGCUCGAAAACGGUGUGUUGAAGGUGUCGAAUGUACUUAAAUAAAAGAUUUUAAAGAAGGGUCCUUCAAUAAAGUGUCAUUGGAAAAUAGGAAAAUAUAUAAAUUUCCAAGAUCUUUUUCAUCAACUGAACUUGUUAAUAAUUUAUCUAAAAAAUAGUUAUGUUUUGACAUAAACUGCUAGACCAUUUUGACUUUCAAUUUAAUUGAAAUGAAUUAAACACAUGUUUUUAUCGAAUAAUUUCCUGCAUCCUGCAUUAUUUGGAUCUGAAAAUAACUUUAGAUUCUAAAAAUAACUUAGAUUCUAAAAAUAACUUAUG